AAACAAGUAAAGAAUAUUAACUCGAACCAGUCUCUGAUGUUAGUUGAUGACCCAACGCUACUGACUUUGAAGCGGAGAAGACUCUCGAUCAACGAUUCCAUGGAAGCUUCAUCUUCUUCAUCUCAGGCUAUGAUCGCUGGGAUACGAGAGAAAUAUGGGAGAGAGAUUCGUGUUUUCGAGACUUCGAGCAUUUCUCAGAGGCCAAGUCAAGCUUCUGUUGCUGAAGAGGAAUCUGAUGAGUUCUACGAGCUCACACCCACAGAUUACUACCGACUCGUAGCAUCUAAGAAAGAAGAUAAGUCUUUGAAGACGAGAAAACUCCGGGAAGCAGAAGAAGCUGCUCGUAGAGCUAAGAUGACUAAGGCCGUGAUCCGGGUUCGUUUUCCUGAUAAUCACACGUUGGAGGCGACAUUUCAUCCUUCGGAAAAGAUCCAAUGCUUGAUUGAUCUUGUCAAAAGAGCACUUGCGCAGCCUGAGAUUCCCUUCUACUUGUACACAACUCCUCCAAAGAAGCAGAUCAAAGAUUUCUCACAAGACUUCUACUCUGCUGGGUUCGUUCCUGGAGCUAUUGUCUACUUUGCAAACGAUCAACAAAAAGAUGAUGGUGCUACUCCAACUCCUUACCUUAAUGAAGAGAUCUUGACCCUGAAAGAUGUAGAGGUCAUAACCAAAGCAGAGGAACCGGUUGAGCCAUCUUCAGAGCCAGCUGAUACUGGUACUGUACCAGUUGACCAAGAGUCUAAACCAGCGGAGAAGAAGAGCACAAAGCCUAAGUGGUUUAAAAUGUGAUUUAACAUCGUUGAUACAGAGGAAAAAGAAAAGCAUGUUAAAUUGAAACGUGACAGUCCCAUUGUGUUAGUGUCACAGUUACAAUCGUAUUACGUUGGUAAUGGUCUAUGACCGUAUGGGUUUAAAACGCUCGCCUCGUUUGGAUUGGCAUUAGGCCUAAAAGUGAUGUUCUCAUCCAUAAUUGAUAUAGAAUUUCUUCUACUUUUUUUCAUGUCUCGUGCUAAAGUAGAAACUAGAAUGGCAUCAACUAUGGCAUCAAUCAAAAGUCAUAGGAUAUUCAAGGUUG
This is a messenger RNA of Eruca vesicaria subsp. sativa (arugula), 1075 nucleotides long. The record is from the annotation of a GenBank genome assembly. NCBI's taxonomy places the organism in Eukaryota, Viridiplantae, Streptophyta, Magnoliopsida, Brassicales, Brassicaceae.